UGGAAUUUGGUUUGUUGUUGUUUGGAUGUUUUGCUCUGGAAAAGCAGCGAAAAACUAUAGAAAACAGACAACUUGCAAGUGAUCCUUGCAGAUCUUCCGGAAUGGCCAGCACUGCCAGCACUUCCAAGAUCGUGGAAGAUGUUAUUAUCGAAGAGAUCGACAGUGCUACUCUCAAUGAGGAGGAGUUGUCUAAGUUCGUACCGUUAGAGCCCAUAAAAGUGGAGCAAUUGCCUCCUCGGAAGCCUCUGGUGAGCUCAAUUGAGGAGGAAGAGGAACUGAUCAAGCAGCUGGUGAACGGCGAGCUGUCGUUCAGUGAGUACAGUGAGCGCAUGGGCACCAAUACUGAAGACAUAGGUGCUGAGGAGGAUGCGGAAGAGGGUAAUCAGGGAGAGGCUUUCGAGAAGGAGCUGAUGAUGUCUCGCCGGGAUGCCUUCAGAGGUCAACUUUCUGGGACGACAAUGAAAGAUGGGCGGCUGUAUAGGCGACGGAAGUGCAUCCUUCCGCCAGCAUUGCAGGGCUUGAUGGGAGAGGCGAAUCUCUGCUAUGCCAGAGGUGACAACGAACUGGCCAAGAAGGUUUGUCUGGAGAUCAUUCGGCAAGUGCCGCUGGCAGCGGAGCCUUUUCACACGCUGGCGCAGAUUUACGAGAUGACAGACACUGAGAAGUGCAUGCAAUUCAUGCUGAUCGCCGCCCAUCUGGAUCCCGGCGACACUCAUCACUGGAUGCGCCUCUCGGAGCUGUCCGAGGAGGCGGGAAACAUGAAGCAGGCGGUCUUCUGUCUCACAAAGGCGCUCAAGUACGAUCCGCGGAACUUUGAGCUGCGCCUGAAGCGGAUCGAGUUGCUGGAGAAGAUGGGAGAGGAUCGCUUCGUGUUGCAGUGCUACUUCACCAUGAUCUCGUACAUUCCCGAGAAUCAGGGUGAGUAUCUGCUGUCGGUGGCGAAAAAGGUGGCGCACAAGUUCCACCAGGAGAACAAUUGCCAGAAGGCGCUGGAGGCCAUGAGGCGGGCGUACGAAAAGAUCCCCAAUCUCUUCACCACGGCGGACUUGAAUCUCCUGCUGGAACUGCUGAUGAUGCAGGGCAUGUACGAGAAGGCUGUGGAGAUCCUCUGCAAUCACACCGACGCCAGAGUGACUGUGAUCAAAGGGAAGGUGACGAACUGUGUCAUCCCUGAGAGUCUCAUCAUUGACUUCCGCACGAAGCUUUCGGUGAGUCUGAUACAUCUGCAGGUGAAGCCCUUCAUCGACCUGGUGAUCGAGAACAUCCUGAAGUACGUCAAUGUGGAGGUGGACGGCGAUUGCGUUCUCGAGGUGGCUGAGGCGCUGAUGUUGGUUAAUGAGUACGAGAAGGCGCUGAAGCUCCUCGAUCCGCUCGUGUACAGCCAGAACUUCAGCUACGCCGAGGUGUGGCUUCGCCACGGAGAUUGCUACAGGGCCAUGGCGAGGCACGAUGACGCCAUCAACUCCUACCGAAUGGUGGUGAGUCUGGCGCCGACGCAUCUGGACGCCAGACUCACGCUGUCGGCUCUGCUGAAGCUGAAGAAUCAGCCACAAGAGGCGCUGAAGGCGCUGGAGCAGGACCUGGAGAGUGAUCUGAUCGAUCCUAAGCUGCUGUACGAGCGCUGCUUCAUGCUGAAGGAGACGGGAAACCUGGAGCUGUACGUGGAUCUCAGCUACAUCCUCUUCUCCAGGCACUGCGUGAAGUACAGGAAUCGCGAGGAGGUGGAGGUGGCGGCGUUCGUGCAGACAUACUCGCAGAAGAUCACCAGCAUCAAGGAGCUGCGACAGGUGCGCCUGGAGAACAUGGACGACGCCGAUGGGCCGGAGUUCACGAAGAGUACAGAGGAGCCGACGAUUGAGGAGGAGUGGACGCUAUUCUGCGACGUGGUGAGGACAGUGGGCGAGAGCAAGCGAUACGACGUGAUGGAGAAGAUCACGCUGGCCGCCUUGACGUCCAAGAGAUUCCAGAGUCACAUCAAGGACAUUGGCUUCAUGUGCCUGCUGGCGUGUCUGCUCAACAGAGACACCCUCAUUGGCUACUACAUCGUCAAGGAGUUCCUCAUGAAGAACCUGCACGAGGCCAGAGCGUGGAAUCUGUUCAACGUGAUGAACAACAACUCGGACGAGGUGCGCGCAAACAGAUUCCUCCAGCGACUGCUCAACAGGCACGGCAACGAGCUAGAUCCCAGGACCAGUGUGCUGAGGGCGAACUACUGGCUGGCCAGUGGCACGUACAAGUACGCCCUGAACGACUACAUGUCGCUGUACAUGAAGACGAAGAAUCCUAUGAACGCCCUGCUCGUGGGCGUGACCUUCCUGCAGCUGGGCAGCCAGAAGUUCGGUAACCGGCCGAUGUACCUGAAGCAGGGCAUCACCUUCAUGGACGAGUACGUGAAGAAGCGCGAGCCGGAGGCCGCCCACGAAGUGUGGUACAACAUGGGCAGGUUCUACCAGCAGAUCGGCAUCCACCACGUCGCCGUGAGCUACUACAAGAAGGUGCUGCAGCACACCAGCGACAUGAUAAGGCAGCAUCCGCACAUUGUGGACCUGAAGCGCGCCACGGCGUACAAUUUGCACCUGAUCUACAAGGAGUCGCGCAACUACGAUCUGGCCAGAUUCUAUCUCUACAACUACAUUGUGGUCUGAAUGAUUGAGGCUCAGAAUAAAUGAAUUUCGCUAAGUCAAUGAAUCAAUUUCAGUCACAGUUCUACCACAGAGAUUAAGAACUUACCAGCGAUGGCAGAUGGACAAAUCUGGCUGCGGAGCGAAAGAAAGAGUGAAAGA
This is a messenger RNA of Phlebotomus argentipes, 2783 nucleotides long. RefSeq names its product general transcription factor 3C polypeptide 3. The transcript is spliced from 3 exons. Gene Ontology annotation, molecular function: protein binding. Bases 102 to 2645 code for a protein of 847 amino acids. The record is from RefSeq and is a predicted model, not a curated record. Gene Ontology annotation, biological process: transcription by RNA polymerase III. Lineage: Eukaryota; Metazoa; Arthropoda; Insecta; Diptera; Psychodidae. Gene Ontology annotation, cellular component: transcription factor TFIIIC complex.